GUCAUUGUGAGGUUGAUACCGGAGUAAAAGGGAGUGAUACUGGAGUUGCUGAGAUCAUAUCAAGAUACAAGAUACAAGCCCGGUAAAAAUGUCUCGACCCCGUUACCAACAGAGUGGACCCCCUCCCUCAGGUGUCAUUCAAAACGAGCCGUCAAGGCAUGAUAAAGUUCAAAUAAUAAUCAAAAAGACUGAUGGGAAUAGUAUGCUAAUGGAUGUAGUCUUGAAUUGGAGUGAAGACAUGUUGGUUGACAAAAUUGGUGCCCGUAUCAACAUGGCUAGAAGCCAAUUUUACGUCACAUUCGGCAGCAAACAGUUAGGCGGUUCUACGAAAAUAUUCGACAUUGGCAUAAGGCAACGAAGCGAAGUAAAGAUGAAUCUAUCUCAUGAUGACCAGAGUGGACACCCUACCCAAGGUGGCCGAAAAAAUGAACCUUCAAGGCACAAGGAAAUACAGAUUUUUGUUAAAACGUUGACGGGAGAAACUCUUAUAUUCGAUGUGAAAACAAAUGAUUUGGUUGAGAGUUUAAAAGACAAGAUCAAAGAUAAGGAAAAGAUAGAUCCUGCCCAGCAACGUCUAAUCUUUGCCGGCAAGCAGCUGGAAGAUGACCGUAGGUUGUAUGAAUACGACAUAAAGGAUUAUUCCACUCUAAAUUUGGUCUUGAGGCUCCAUGGUGGUGCCGUUAAGUUGUGAAAAGGGGAGGAAGAUCAAGAAGAAGAUAAAUUAAGUUGAGGUUCAAAUAAAAAUGAAAGUUGGGGAAAAUGACAAGAUAAGUGUUUCCGCGGGCCGAACUUUGACCCUCAGUGUAUACUGUGAAAUACAAAUACCUAACCGACUUCAAAUAAGACAUCGGUUGAUCUGCAUAACUCUCAUUCUAUUCCAGGAAGCUUUAAUUACCAAUGCUUUUUGUUUUAGGAAACAGACAUAAUAUUUAAGACAAAUUGCAGUCAUUUGCAUAAGCAUGAUAAUGCUACUGCGUCUUGCUUUUCAAAUAUAUCAUCUAUCAAUUGUCCUCCUAUGGCAGCUCAUGCACUCCAUUAUCGUACCAAGCUACUAAAUACUCCAUAUUGGGUAAGAAAAGGAACAAUUCAAUUGGGAUAAUUAUAACAUUCUCACUUUGCCCACAGUUCCAUCUUUUCAGAACUUAAUGGUAUGAGAGCCAUCAGGUAAAUUUUAUCUGUUUAUGAAUUUGUAAAGUAGAAAUGAUACUAAUAUUUACUAAUAUUUUUAAUGAGAAUCGGUCUGUAAUUAAAAGAGGUUAGGAAUAAUCUACAAUAUCAACUAAGUGCCAGAGGUAUCCACGUGAAAAGUUUGAUCAAGAAAUGCGUUAAAUUAAAUUUGUACCCUCUUGGUCAUUAUUGCUGUUCUAACCCCAAACUUGAAUCCACUAAACAGUCCAAAAAAAAUUCAAAGCAAAUAUUUCCAUUGUUUCAUAAAAACACUGUUAUUUGUUACCAUUGUUCUGUAUCUCUAAGUAUACUCUGUCAAAUUCUCCUCCAUAUUAAUGUUCUAAUGUUAUUGAUACGACUUUAAAUGUCUUUAAAAUAUUAUCAAGCGAAAAGUUAUUGUAAUGUAUUCAUUUUCAUCGGAUGUUUUAGGCAAAAUAUUUGAAUUAAAUGAAUUUCAUCAAAUAAUAGAAUGAGAUUCUGCGAAUGCUAUCAAAAUAUUUUAAGAUUCAUUAGUUUAAAUGGAAUGUUUUAUACGGAUUAAUUGAAAAUGCUAAUUAACUUGAUAGCUGUAUAUUAAAAAAAUAUAUUUUCGUUGUUUUAAUGAGAGUUUACUAUGUGAACACAAUUUAGACAAUGAAAUAAUCUUGUUAUUUAUUUGAUUUCAAUUGAAGGUGGUUAAACCUUAAUUCAUAGGCCAAUACGUCAGCCUUUUUCGUAUGUACAUGUACAUGAAUUUGAAUUAGUAAAACUUGCAGCCAGACAUGAAUUAUAUGUGGAUUGAUGACUCAUUGCAUUCU
Messenger RNA from Lytechinus pictus (painted urchin), 1964 nucleotides. RefSeq names its product polyubiquitin-like. Gene Ontology annotation, molecular function: protein tag activity; ubiquitin protein ligase binding. Bases 89 to 691 code for a protein of 200 amino acids. Gene Ontology annotation, cellular component: cytoplasm; nucleus. The transcript has 5 exons. NCBI's taxonomy places the organism in Eukaryota, Metazoa, Echinodermata, Echinoidea, Temnopleuroida, Toxopneustidae. The record is from RefSeq and is a predicted model, not a curated record. Gene Ontology annotation, biological process: protein ubiquitination; modification-dependent protein catabolic process.